Pistacia vera is the source of this 1511-nucleotide messenger RNA. Its product is annotated as probable ADP,ATP carrier protein At5g56450. Lineage: Eukaryota; Viridiplantae; Streptophyta; Magnoliopsida; Sapindales; Anacardiaceae. The transcript is spliced from 2 exons. Gene Ontology annotation, molecular function: ATP:ADP antiporter activity. Gene Ontology annotation, cellular component: mitochondrial inner membrane. Bases 174 to 1142 code for a protein of 322 amino acids. The record is from RefSeq and is a predicted model, not a curated record. Gene Ontology annotation, biological process: mitochondrial ATP transmembrane transport; mitochondrial ADP transmembrane transport.
CAUUAUUGAGACUUAAAUCACAAAAUCAUUUAUCUAAUCCUAUCAUAAACAAUAUUAUCUACCCGUAUAUUAAAUGGCUAAUCACCAUAAAAGCCUUUUAUUAUUAUUUUUUCCCUAGUUCUUCACUUGCAAUUCAGGAAAUAUUUUGCGAAUACAAACAAGAGUUUCCAAGAAUGGGCCAAGAUGAUGAGGACCCAGAAAAGCGUGGGUCAAAAUCAUCAUCAUCGCCGUACAAAUGGUUGAGCAACUUUCACCGUGAUCUGUUUGCGGGGGCGGUGAUGGGCGGUGUAGUGCACACGAUUGUGGCCCCAAUCGAGAGAACGAAACUGUUGUUGCAGACCCAAGACAGCAACCUGGCCAUUGUUGGGAGUGGACGAAGAAAAUUUAAGGGUAUGCUUGAUUGUAUUGUCCGUACAGCCCGAGAAGAAGGCCUUUUAUCUCUUUGGAGAGGCAAUGGCAGUAGUGUGCUUCGUUAUUACCCUUCUGUUGCGCUUAAUUUCUCUCUUAAGGAUCUUUACAGAAACAUUUUAAGGAAUGGCAACUCUCAUGAUGGUAAUUUUGUGUCUGGUACAGCGGCCAACUUCAUUGCUGGGGCUGCGGCUGGUUGUACAACAUUGAUCUUAAUCUACCCACUUGAUAUUGCACACACCCGCCUUGCUGCUGACAUUGGCAGAACUGAGGCUCGUCAAUUCCGAGGCUUUUACCAUUUCCUGACAACCAUAAUCAAGAAAGAUGGGAUUCGAGGGGUUUAUAGAGGGCUACCUGCCUCUUUACAAGGUAUGGUUGUUCACCGGGGCCUAUAUUUUGGGGGCUUUGAUACAAUGAAGGAGAUUUUGUCCAAAGAAUCUAAACCUGAAUUGGCAUUAUGGCAGUGGUGGGUGGUGGCUCAGGCAGUCACUACAUCUGCUGGGUUGUUGUCAUAUCCAUUGGAUACAGUUCGCAGGCGGAUGAUGAUGCAGUCUGGUUUGGAACAACCAAUGUACCGUAGCACACUGGACUGCUGGAAGACAAUUUAUAGGAAAGAGGGAGUGACAUCAUUUUAUCGUGGAGCAGUUUCUAACAUGUUCCGGAGUACUGGUGCCGCUGCUAUUUUGAUUUUGUAUGAUGAGAUCAAGAAGUUCAUGAACUGGAGCGGAUUGUAACAGGAGCUAAUUUCUGUCAAUUUUUUUUUCGUAUAAUCUCAACAGAAGAAUUAGAUAGAAAGGGGUUUUGAGAAUUAGAGGAGGGAAACAUUGUAAAGCGCAAAUGAGUUUGAUACAGCCAAACGACACAGACUAGAUGACAUUCAUUUGCCACGUGAAUUUUUGAGGCUCUGGCAAUUGACACCACAAUUGUUUUGUUGAAAAUAAAAUGAGUCGAAAUUGGUGGAAUUUUUUGCUUAAGUUGAUCGGGAGGGAGACGGGAGACCACUUCAUGUGUUAUAUAUUUCAUAUUCUUAAUAUUUUGGCAUAAAUAGAGAUGAGCGUUUGCCCCGGCCCGAAUGGGGCGGAGAAUUCUCAGAAAAUUCGGGG